This is a messenger RNA of Guillardia theta CCMP2712, 954 nucleotides long. RefSeq lists its product as hypothetical. The record is from RefSeq and is a predicted model, not a curated record. The transcript is spliced from 12 exons. Lineage: Eukaryota; Cryptophyceae; Pyrenomonadales; Geminigeraceae. Bases 1 to 954 code for a protein of 317 amino acids.
AUGAAGUCAGCCUUCAAGCUCAAAGAUAGUGCAUCGCCGAAUGCUGCUGCUUCUCCUGCCCCCCCGCCUGCUGCAGGUCACUCCCCGGUCCCUGCUGCUGAGGCCCAGACAGCCAAGAGGAGGCAACAAGUGGCUGGAGCAGCCCCAGGAGGAAAGGAGGAAGUGCCUGCUCCUCCAAAGCGCAAGAAGACGGUGUCGACGCCGGAGAUCGGAGUGCUGGAGUGGUUGGAGGCAGAAGCGGAUAAGCGGGAGCUGUCUUCGCUGUCGUACAUGAAUCUGCCUCAAGGGCUCAAGGCUCCCCUCCGUCCAGAGGCUGCAGCUGUGAAGUUUCUCAAGGAGGUCAAGGACAGGAUACGACACCCUCCUAACCAAUCCUGGACGUCGAAGCAGCUCGCCCAGGGCGUCAUGCACCUGUUCGAGAGCCUCCCUGCCAGUCAGCAGAAGGUUUAUGUAGUGGCGGCGAAGAAGGAUAUGGAGAGAUACAAGGAGGAGCUUGCUGCUGUGAGGGCAGCCAUCCAGCCGAGGUCGGCGGAUGGGGAGCAGCAGGAGUGGAACAAGUCCAAGUUAGCUCAUCUAGCCUACAACAUCUACGAGCGAAACAGUACGCCGAAGCUGAAGCUGCAGAACGCAACAGCAAGUCAUGCAGAGAUUGUGAAGAUGUGCAAACGAGAUUGGAACAACCUCACAGACCAACAGCGGAAGGCCUAUCAGUUCCUGGCUGAAAGAGACCGCGAGAAAACAAGGGUGCAACAGAUUAUCUCGUCUAGGAAUGGAAGCGAUGCAGUGACAUGCAGGUACUGCGUCUUCUGCGGCUCUGCCUUCAACCAGAUGGACGGGACGAAGUUUUGCCGCCAGUGCGGGCGGGCGAUCGACCACAACGUCGUAGCAUUCGCUCCAAGGAGCCGAGCGAUUGAUGCGGGAGAGUCGGGGGAGAGUCAUGUGGACAUUGCUUGA